UUCGGUGCUAUUUGAUCGCAUUAAGUUGGCUACCGUGCUGCUCCGAGGGUGGUUGGCGUUAAAAUAAAAAUCGAAAAAUCGAAAACUCGACCGAAACUUCCAGGGGGUAUCAGCUCGACGAAGUCGUGGAGUGAAAGAUAGUACGAAGUUUCCUCACCGCAGACACAGAGCUAAUCCCAGAAAAUGGCGGCGUUCGUAGCAAAACAAAUGGUUGGGAACAAAUUAAACGCAGUUAAAGGAGCGGUCGGUGGCGACGACGAUGGCGACGACAAAGAAAAAGAGGAAGAAGCCGAAAGGGAACGAUUGGAAGCCAUCCGCGAAGCUGAAGAGCGAAGGAAGGAGAAGCACAGGAAGAUGGAAGAGGAACGAGAAAAGAUGAGACAAGAAAUCAGGGACAAGUAUAAUAUCAAAAAGAAAGAAGAAGUCGUAGAUCCCGUACAAGAAGAGCCGAAUCCUUUGAUGCGUAAAAAGAAAACGCCGGAAGAGCUGGCGAGAGAGGCGGAAGCAGAAGACGAGGACGAGUUCACAAAGUUGAAGAACACGAUAGAGACACAAGUAAACGAACUCAAGUCACAAAUAGAGAGUAAAUGUGUAAUGCAAUGAAUUCCGGGGACAUCCACAAGGCAAUUUCUGCGGGCCGUCUUCUUCUAGACAACGUCACAGAAAUAAUAAUAAUUUUAAGAUACUCAAUUAGUUAGGUGCCGUAUAAGUUGUAGGCGUGUUUACCUGUGAUCAAAUCGCAAUCUUCAGUGGAGAAAGGCGGCGCGUCCAAAUUUUGAUAGGGAAAAGUGGUAACAAUGAAUAAAAAAAGACUUGCCUUAACCGGUCCAGGACCUCGCGCCGGUUCCUCCGCUGACGGACGCGUUAGAAAUAUGAGUUUAUUUGAAUUAGAAUGACGAAAGCCGUGCAGGAAUAAGCCCCAAAAACACAAACAAAAGAGACUGCGAUAAACAAUUAACAAAUAACAAAAAUAUUAUGAUGACAUUAGAUACCGAUACACUGUUGUCAUAAUACUUUUGUAGUAGUGUGUAAACAAUUGUUACCAAAGUUUUUGUAGAUAGAUGAUAGUUUUAAACCUAUUUUUUUGUAAAGUCAACCAAAUAUUGUGCAUAACGAGACAUAUUCUUUUCCCCUUUUGUAUUUUUUGAUGACGCAUGUAGUUUUUUAAUGAAACAAUGAGGAAUGUCGAGGCUUUUUACAAUCACUCACAGUUUUCCGACGAUUGUAGUUCUUCACUUUCUCAUCCUCCAAGCACACACCGUGAUUGGUCAUCCAAAUUCCUUGUAUUUCGCCUUUGAUGUUCUUUCUCGAGUCCGUCGAGAGUCGAUACCCACUUGUCAGGGACUAAGAAACCAAAUCCGGGUACUAAAACAAAAACAAACACUUUUGUACAAAGCUAAAAUAAAACGAAUGCUCAAAUUCUUUCGACGGACUCGAACGCGAUCUUUGUUUCUGCGCUUGCUGUACUGUACUAAAAAUAUAUAUCUCUCUCUCUUUAUCUCUCUUUCUCUCUCUCUCUCUCAUGAUAUAUUUUGUAAAAUUAGCACAUCUAGACGACAAUCUGCCGAAAAAAAUGAGAUUUCGACGUCACAUUUAGUCACUAUGGCAACCGCUUUUGUUUCGGUGUAGCAUGUCAUUCGAUAAUUGUUCGUUGUUCAUUGUUGUUGUCUCUGUCUCUUUGUGGAUACUCUCUUCCUGUACUAACUAUCUCUUCGACUCAAAAUGACCAAGUUCGUAACACCAGGAUAAUAAUGAAUUCCCGACGACUUCAGCCGUUAUUUUAUACCUAAGAUAAUUUAAAGAACAGACGUGCUUCGUUUCACGGAUGGGCUCGACUAGAGCAAAGAAAACUAAGUUGUUUGGUUUGUGAUUUGUGUAGACGCACUGCUUCUCCCCUGCACCACCACCAACCUCCACAUUUCCCGGUUCGAAUUUCACGCAGUCAGGAGUGGGAUUAGAACCGGACCCUUUCGUAACGGUUUCAGUUUGAGUGUUUUUUGUUUUUUGUGUUUUUAGUCUGGUCGGCGCCUUCACGAUCCUGUUGUCUAUGUGUCAAUUAAAUUCUAUAUAUCAUUCUCUAGUAGGAAGUAGCGUAAUCUAUGUCUAUCUUAACUCUAGUUGGGGGUAGAAUCUAGACUGUAUCGAUGUAUUUAAUACUAUAGGUGUCGUUGCUCAAAUGUGUCUUUUUGGCAAAACGCAAUGUUCAAUGUGGAAUUUGGGUGAAAUCAACGUGACAUUCAAAUAAACUAUACAAAACAAAGAAACACGCAAAUGCAAGACAAUGCAAACACUCGUAGGAUUUUGUACUUUAGAGAAAAAAAACUCAAAUUGUUGACCCGGUUGUCAAGGUUUUUUCGCAUUUGACUGGCGCUCCGCCGGCCGAAUCAUUGUUCCUACUUUGUCUGUUGUUUGUUAUUAACGAUGAUUCUCCUCACAAAAAAACAUAAGCAAUGUAGUACGACUUAGUCUGGUGUGUGAUAAUGAUAAUAUUAUAAGUGUAUGUUUUUGUCAUUUUGUAUCGUUACCAAGGUCUUUUCAAGUCGGCGGGACCGCCGCCGACCGCCGAAUUCCGUGUACUCAAGACACUUUUGUGACGAUUGCGUUUGUUAAUAUCUAAAUUCUAGAGACAACGACACGUAUAUUUAAAACAAAGAGAUCUGUAAUUUCUAAUCUAUAAAGGUCGCCACGGUAUAUCGUGGAUGGUGGAAGCGACGACGGUCGAAACGUCUCGCGACGUUCGGACGUUCUCGUUUCCGCGAAGCUUCUGCUUAAGUGACGUAUUUAAAUAAAAGCUAGUGAUAAAUUUAUGCAAAAAACUGAAAACUCGUUAAUGAAAUGAUCAAUGUUGUAUUGUUAUUACAAAAUGAUAUUCGCAAGUAUAUUACCAUGUAUUGUAGAUAUUGUUGUUGAUUCGAAAUUAUUCAGUUCGACAUGAGCUUUCCACCAAUUACCUACAACAAAUUACUCGGUUUUCGUUUGCAUUUUUUCGAUUGAUUCUUCCGUAAUUUUGUUGUAGGCCGAUUUGUAAAGCUGUGUAGUCAAAACUUUUGUAUUUAUACACUUAUUAACAGUAAUUGUUUCAUGAGCCAUGGAACAACACGUUUGUAGUUGCCUGAGUACCUAUAGUUAGUAAGGGCUGUUCACGUUGUUAUAUAAUAAUAUUAAUACCGAUAAGUCUUAGUCGAUCGACUUGAUUGUUGUUAGUUGUAAAACCACCUGCAACGUUAUUGUGAAAAGAAAGGACUUAAUAAAAUAUUACAGUUUACAAA
This is a messenger RNA of Zophobas morio, 3269 nucleotides long. RefSeq names its product complexin (gene cpx). Gene Ontology annotation, molecular function: syntaxin binding. Bases 184 to 603 code for a protein of 139 amino acids. Gene Ontology annotation, biological process: synaptic vesicle exocytosis; neurotransmitter transport; regulation of neurotransmitter secretion. The transcript has 7 exons. The record is from RefSeq and is a predicted model, not a curated record. Gene Ontology annotation, cellular component: terminal bouton; SNARE complex. Lineage: Eukaryota; Metazoa; Arthropoda; Insecta; Coleoptera; Tenebrionidae.